AUGAGCCUUAUUGUUGCCUUACCGCUAACGAUGAACCAUGAGGAACCAAUCAUCACCGUUGCUGACCAAAUCACUAGCAGUGGCACCACCACCGCCACCACCACUUCCUCAUCGACAAGUCCGCUCGAUCAAAAUUUUCUAACCAUGCCCCUUUGGGGUGGAAAACAGGUAGACGAUGAUGAAUUGUCUCUCUUUGAUGACAUUCACCAUCAAUUCAGUGCCAUUAAUCUCAUUGACAAUAGCAAGGAUGAUGAUAAUACGAAGACUAAAAGUAUUGCGCAAGUCAAAAGGGAAGAACAAGAGUCCAAAAUGAGAAGGGAAAUGACAAAAUUACUUGAAAUGUGUCUUCGAACCCAAGACAAUAAGAAUGACAUGAAACCAUCCAAAUCACGUGACAGCCUACGGAAAUUGGCGUCCAUGCUGGAACAACGAUUGUACCAAUCGGCCAUUUCCUUUGAAUCCUAUUGUGAUUUGCAGACAUUGGAAUCCAGAAUGCGAGUCGUCUUGUACCAGUUGCGAAAUCAACGAGAACAAAAGAAGCGUCAAGAAACAAGUCGGAUUUCCCAAAAACGGAGCCAAGUCCUCCAGCAAAUCAUGGGAGCUCAAGAAUACGCUCGAGCCGAAUGGUUGAUUUAUGAAAUUCAUCAACGCAAGACUACUCUAGCAGGUCAAUCGUGUGGUCAAUGUCGUCAACUGCCGAAUGGUUCCUUAUUGUGUCCGCUGCCACUGCCAAGAGGAGGAGGAAGACGAAAAACGACGACCCAACCCCUCGCUUCGUUUGGUGAACACUUGCCGACACCCGUCAAGAAUUUGUUCUUUCGAACACCCCUGUUGGAUGUCUUUGGCAAAUAUCCAGUCGACAGAAUUUUGAAAUUGCCAAAUCAUCAAUUGCAACGGCUCAUGGAUCAAGCAGAGAGACAUAUGGAAGAAUUUGAUGCUUGGAAUAUAUAG
Messenger RNA from Cylindrotheca closterium, 951 nucleotides. The record is from the annotation of a GenBank genome assembly. Lineage: Eukaryota; Bacillariophyta; Bacillariophyceae; Bacillariales; Bacillariaceae.